CUUUGUGUCAAGAUUGAACUAACGGGACACAAAAUAUGUUCUUGUUCUGGCUCUCAGUCUCUUUGCCAACAACUAUGGUAUCAGGACUUGGUCGGAUGAGUACAAACGAUUUGCAUGCUGUAAACUUUGUGGCAGAGAUCAGAGGACGUAAGCUUGUUGGGCGGGUUAUCGAAGAGACAAAAGUGGAUUCAGAAGACACAUGCCAGUGGCAAUGUGUAGACGAAAGCCGUUGUCUGUCUUACAACUUUGGACCGGCGGAAGAUGGGAAGAUAUUUAAAUGUCAGCUAAGCGACUCUGAUCGAUUUGCUGCGUUAGAAAAUUUUAUUCAAGAGGACGAAUUUUCCUACAGGGGAAUACAGAGUGCUUGUGAGGAAGACAGUUUUCAAUGCGGCAAAAAAGGAAUCUGCAUUCCCAACUAUAAAGAUGGCAGCGUACGAUGCAAAUGUGACGAUGACUAUACGGGAAAACCCUGCAAAGCGAGAAGCUGCUCUCAGCUAUUCCAAGAUGGUCUCAAUUCGAGUGGGGUGUUUACCGUCAAUCCAGAUGGCGGCAAAGCAAUACAAGUGUUGUGCGAUAUGAAAACGGACGGUGGAAGUUGGACCGUUUUGCAAANAAGAGCUAUUCGGCGCAAUAUUCAGAAUACUUCUUAA
Molecule: messenger RNA, 650 nt
Organism: Stylophora pistillata
Lineage: Eukaryota; Metazoa; Cnidaria; Anthozoa; Scleractinia; Pocilloporidae
Product: ryncolin-2-like
Source: RefSeq, a predicted model, not a curated record